CCAGCGUCCCCCCUGAGUAACCAGGGCAUCCCGACACCCGCCCAGCUCACCAAGUCCAACGCCCCUGUGCACAUCGACGUGGGCGGGCACAUGUACACCAGCAGUCUGGCCACGUUAACCAAGUACCCAGAGUCCAGAAUCGGCCGUCUCUUUGAUGGCACAGAGCCCAUAGUGUUGGACAGUCUGAAGCAGCACUACUUCAUUGACAGGGACGGACACAUGUUCCGCUACAUCCUCAACUUCCUCAGGACUUCCAAGCUCCUCAUCCCAGACGACUUCAAAGACUAUAGCCUGCUGUACGAGGAGGCCCGGUACUUCCAGCUGCAGCCCUUGCUGGCCGAGCUGGAGCACUGGCGCCAGGAUCGCGACCUGGCCAGGGUGUCACGCCCCUGUGAGUGCCUGGUGGUACGCGGGGCGCCCGACCUAGGAGAGAGGAUAACGCUGAGCGGAGAUAAGGCCCUCAUCGAGGACGUGUUCCCGGAGAUCGGCGACGUCAUGUGCAACUCGGUCAAUGCCGGCUGGAACCACGACUCCACACACGUCAUCCGCUUCCCGCUCAAUGGAUACUGUCAUCUCAACUCUGUCCAGGUGUUGGAGCGUCUGCAGCAGCGUGGCUUUGAGAUCGCCGGCUCCUGCGGUGGAGGCGUCGACUCUUCCCAGUUCAGCGAGUACGUCCUGAGGAGGGAACUGAGGAGGGCGGGCCAGAGAGGGCCUAACUCAAACAGGAUAAAACAGGAGCAGCUAGACUAGAGACCUCCCAGAAACUGGGGGGCGCUAGACUCUUCUUUUUUUUUUUUUUGGUGGAAGCCAAGCGCUCAUCGGGACGCAGCAGAGCUCUGUGGACUCUGAGGCCAUUCUUGCGAACAUUAGAAUACGUUUUUAAAUGUAUACUUUUUCUCAGUCUCAUAAUGCGCAUCAGCUCAUUAGAAUCGUUGACGAAGUUGCACAUGUUCAAACGCUACAUAUUAGCUUUUCCCAUCAGAGAACCUGACCUAUGCUAAUCUAGCCAGCUGGCAGGGAUUGUUUCUUAUAACAAACUCUGCAUCAGCCUAUCAAAGGUCUUACUAUCCACCAACCAAUGACACCAAGGGGGCUCCCGAGUGGCGCAGUGGUCUAAGAAACUGCAUCUCAGUACAAGAGGCACUGCAGUACCUGGUUUGAAUCCAGGCUGCACCACAUCCGGCCGUGAUUGGGACUUCCAUAGGGCGGCGCACAUUUGGCCCAGCAUCGCCCGGGGUAGGCCAGCAUCGCCCGGGGUAGGCCGUCGUUGUAAA
This is a messenger RNA of Oncorhynchus keta (chum salmon), 1274 nucleotides long. RefSeq names its product BTB/POZ domain-containing protein KCTD1-like. The record is from RefSeq and is a predicted model, not a curated record. Lineage: Eukaryota; Metazoa; Chordata; Actinopteri; Salmoniformes; Salmonidae. The annotation marks the transcript as partial. The transcript has a single exon. Gene Ontology annotation, cellular component: nucleus. Gene Ontology annotation, molecular function: transcription factor binding; transcription corepressor activity. Gene Ontology annotation, biological process: negative regulation of DNA-templated transcription; protein homooligomerization.